Molecule: messenger RNA, 748 nt
Organism: Cylicocyclus nassatus
Lineage: Eukaryota; Metazoa; Nematoda; Chromadorea; Rhabditida; Strongylidae
Source: the annotation of a GenBank genome assembly
GCGUGUGCUUAACGCGCACUCCACCUUCGUCAUGAGUGUAAAGGUAAACUGUGACGGGGGCCCCCGCUGCCUGAGAAGAGGCUAAGAGCAACGACAGCGCCUCAGAGCUCUCAGAGCAACAGUCACUGUGCAUUGCAUUUGUCUCUAGUGAACACUAAUCCUCGACAUUUGACAACAUGGGUGACGCUGUUGCCGAUGCAUUGGAACAGCUCACAGCUGAUCAAAUCGAACAAUUCCGAAAAUACUUCAACAUGUUCGAUAAAGAAAACAAAGGCUAUAUCAAAGCUACACAGGUUGGACAAAUUCUUCGAACUAUGGGACAGGCAUUCGAAGAGCGUGAUUUGAAACAACUCAUCAAAGAAUUUGACACUGAUGGCUCUGGUGAAAUUGAGUUCGAAGAAUUCGCAGCUAUGGUGGCCAAUUUUGUGGUGAACAGUGAGGACAAUGAGGGUCUGGAAGAAGAGCUUCGCGAAGCAUUCCGACUUUAUGAUAAACAGGGUAACGGCUACAUCAAUGUCUCCGAUUUGCGAGACAUUCUACGAGCUUUGGAUGACAACGUGAGUGAGGAAGAAUUGGACGAAAUGAUCGCUGAAAUUGACACAGAUGGAAGUGGAACAGUCGACUUCGAUGAAUUCAUGGAGAUGAUGUCUGGAGAAUAAGAAACGUGCGGCCUGCUUUUCAUUCUUUCGUAAACCUUUUUGUAGCACUGGUCAAAUGUAUUGUCGAUGUUCAUGAUAAAAUAUUGAAA